AUGAUCCCGGUUAAUUUAAUUUUUGAUUAUAUUACAUCAAUAUUAACAAAACAACCUUUUGAAUUCGAUCACAAAAAAAGUAUGUAUAUUAAUAUGUUGAGUGAACUUAGAUUGUUAGAAAACUGCCAUAUAUCGAUUUUGGAUAUUAAAGAACGAAUAAUUAAAGCAGAUAUAGUGCACAAAUAUUUAAGAACUGAUAAAGAAUUGUCUGGUAAUAGUUUUAUAUAUUACAAAGAUUCAUUUAAUCCCCAACCAGUAAAAUCAAUGGAACUAAAAUUAAAAAAAAAUAAAGCAAUGAUUGAAUCAAAACAAAGAUUAUUAACUAUAUUGAACUCAACGCAUUUAUUUCAGAGACUAUCACUGAGAAAAAUCAAAGGAGAAAUUGAGCAAGCUCAACUUAUAUUUCAAGAAGUUAAUACAGCGUUACAUGCAUCAUUAAACGUACAAAAUCAAUUAAAUUCACAAAAUAMGUUAAAUAAUACAAAAAUUUUGGAAAUACUGCUACAAAUUAACUCAAUUGAAAGUCAAUUAAAAAACCAAGUUACUGAUUUUAAGUUAAGUGUUAAUGAAUUAGAUACAAGUAUUAAAGCAGUUUCAAAAGAAAUGCUUCUGGAUUUUGAAUUUAAAAAUAGUGAAAAAGAAUAUAUGAAACGAAAUUUAAGUAAAGACAUGAUCAACUCAGAAUUUAAUUUUUUCAAUAUGUAUAAAGAACUAAGAACAUUAAUAGAUUCUCUUACCCAAACAAACGUUUUGAAACCAUUAAAUUCAAUUACACAGAGCAAAAGUUUAUUAUACGAUGUUACUUGGCCUGAUUUUCUGAUAACUCAUAAUCUUGCGAAUGAAACAUUUCUUAUGGAUUAUCGACAGAACUGCAACACAUUGRCCUCUAUAAAUACGUUAAUGAACAAUAUACAUUUUACGGAACAAGAGAUUGUUGAAAAUUUAAAAAAUGCAAUUUUCUAUAUUAACGAUGUUCGAACAAAACGAAAUGAAAACAUGCGAGUUCUAAAAAUAUUAAAUGACGAAUUAUUCGAAUCGAAGAAGAGGAAUAAGCUCAUGAUGAACAGUUAUCAAAAGCGUGAUAUUUUAGGAGUUGAAUAUGAAAAUAAUAUUCAUCAUUUAGAAAGCAAAAUUCACAAGUCUAACAUCCAAUUGUGUGUAACAACUAAAAGUAUCAAAAAACUAUACGAUCAAUUACAGCCAUUAGAUUCGUUAAUCCGGACAACUUAUGAAAAAUACACAACUCAAAUGAUGAGCGGUUCGUAUCUAGUAGAAUUACGCGAUGACAAACAAUCGAGUAAGGUGAUGUUAUUAUAUGAUAAAYUAAAAACAAUUCAGAAUAGACAUGACAAAUUACUAACAAAACGUAAAGAAAUAAUCAUGGAUGAAAUUAAAAGAAAAAAAUCGAUGGUGGAAACAAUGGUUAAAAAAAAAUCCAAUGAUAUUAUUGUGGCAAKAAAUGUUAUUACGUYUUAUAAAAAUAACAUAAACACAUACAAGAUUUUUAAACUACAGUUUGCAGAAAUAUAUAUAUGUAUAGAAAAUACUAUCAAUGUUCAUCAAAAUAUUUAUGGAUCAUUAGAACACUUAGAAAAUGAAGAAAUAGAACUUACAAGCUCUAUGAAUUUGUAUGAUGAAGAGUUCAAUAAAUUAAAUAAAGAAGCUGAAAUCAUAGAAAUGAAUUCGAAACGCGAUGAAUUAAAAAUAAAGUCUCAGAUAGAUAAUUUGAAUGAAAAACUUAAACAAAUAACCAACGCUAAUGCAAGUCUAGAAAUGGAACUGAAUAAAAAUAAAUUGUAA
This is a messenger RNA of Diuraphis noxia (Russian wheat aphid), 1800 nucleotides long. Its product is annotated as voltage-dependent L-type calcium channel subunit beta-2-like. Gene Ontology annotation, cellular component: voltage-gated calcium channel complex. Gene Ontology annotation, molecular function: protein binding; voltage-gated calcium channel activity. Gene Ontology annotation, biological process: calcium ion transmembrane transport. NCBI's taxonomy places the organism in Eukaryota, Metazoa, Arthropoda, Insecta, Hemiptera, Aphididae. The record is from RefSeq and is a predicted model, not a curated record.